Molecule: messenger RNA, 1007 nt
Organism: Passer montanus (Eurasian tree sparrow)
Lineage: Eukaryota; Metazoa; Chordata; Aves; Passeriformes; Passeridae
Gene: CUNH6orf136
Product: chromosome unknown C6orf136 homolog
Exons: 6
Coding region: 1-879 (292 amino acids)
Source: RefSeq, a predicted model, not a curated record
AUGAACGGCGGGUGGGCGGGAUCGCUGCCGCGCCACCGCGCAUGCGCAGCCGACUCCGGGUCACCUUCCCCGCGCUGGGCGCAGGCGCGCUGCGCUGAGUGGGGGGGGGAGAGAAGCGCGCGCGCGGGGCGCGCAGGCGCAGAACGAGCGGCCGGCGUGAGGGGAGAAGGCGAGGCGGCGGCGGCAGCGCCGAGCGCGGACAGCGAGCAGCGAGCGGACAGCGCGGCCGCCAUGUACCGGCACGUCACCGCCGCCGUCACCGCCGCCGGCCGCCUCCGCGGCAGCCGCCGCGGCGCCGCCCGGGCCGGCCCCGCCGCGCCGCCGCUACCGAGCGCGGCCGCAGGGGGCGUGGUUAUGCAAAUAGAGGGCGGGUUCACGCGGGGGCGGGGCUUCCGCAUGGGGGCGGAGCCGGGAGUCCCUGCCUGUCCCCCCCAGCUCCCCAAUUUCUUCCUGAAGAUCCCGGACUACGCCCUGUACGCCCCCGACGUGGAGUUCCAGUGCCAGCACCUGCACCUGCACACGCGGGGCCGCGCCAUGUACGCCGUGGCCGUGGCGCUGUGCCGGGCCCUGGCCUGGGGUUACUUUGCCAGCCUGAGGCUGGAGGUGCUGGCGCUGACGCGGCACCCCGAGGACUGGAGCGUGCGGGCGCGGUGGCGCCUGACGGGGCUGCCCCUGCACCUGCUGCUGCUGCGCUGGUACCGGCGGGACAAAUGGACCCUGCUCAGGUCCUACGACGCCUUGUCCACCUUCUUCCUCAACUCGCAGGGGCUCAUCCGCUGCCACCGCGUGGACAAGCUGAUGCCAGCCCCCACGGCCGUCCCCGAGCCCAAGAAGCUGCUGGUGGCCGCGGCGCUGGCGGUGGCGCUGGCCCGGCCCUGAAGCCACCGGGGAGGGGACACCCGGGCGCCCCUCCCCCCUCGGGUGUCCCCUCUGUCACCUGUCCCCUCCCCCCCGUCCCCUCCCCUUAAAUUAAUGUACAGAAUAAAGAGCCAGCGGUGACACGGGGA